AUGGGUUCCAUCAAUGUCAAUCAGUUUGUUGACAGAGAACUCCUUCGGGGUGUUUCAAUCGGGUUUUACGAUCCAGUAGUUCAGGACCAGGCGCAGGCUAUGGCAGGUGUAAUGCCAAAUAUCAUCAGUUUGCCGUAUGGGAAGUCACCACCACUGCAUUUGCAAACUACGAGCUGGCGGCAUUUGUUGAAACUUAUGGCAAGAUUAUCAGGGACGCGCAUAGAGCCCACCGCACAGGCCACACAACGUAACGAGGAUCUACAUCUUCGUACUGUCAUUCAGUUUGUCCGGCCACACUACAACUCGUCCACUUGGCGCACUAUAAUAUGGUUUACCAUCGACCAAGAUGCUGAACGGCCACACCUGCGACGAAGUUCAAAUCCAAGUGGAGACGUCGAAAGCCUUCCAUAUUCCUAUUCUCUAAUGAAACUUCCAGCCCUCUUGCGCGAUGGCUCAGAUUCACUCCUCUCGAAAACGUAUACCAUUCCCUCUACACACAGUGUUCCAUAUCCAGUUCUCCCGAUUUCCUUCCCUAACCUUACACUAUAUCUUCAAGCUGCGCUGGACGAGUCUCGAAGGUACUUCAAUGACAGCUCAAGUGGGAUGCGAAAGUUUGCCAAGAUGCUGGAGCAUUGUUAUCCGGAUGAGUUCGACAGUGGGGCUGGGGCGAAUGAGAGGAGUCGUGUGACGGGACUGUUCAAGAAGGUUAUCGGUCGGGGCGGGAAGUCGAGUAAGAAAGGCCGGGGAGGUAAUGAAGAGACAUAUGACCUGGUGACGCCUUUUGUGCCGGACGAGUGGGGUUGA
Messenger RNA from Lentinula edodes (shiitake mushroom), 804 nucleotides. RefSeq lists its product as uncharacterized. NCBI's taxonomy places the organism in Eukaryota, Fungi, Basidiomycota, Agaricomycetes, Agaricales, Omphalotaceae. The record is from RefSeq and is a predicted model, not a curated record. The transcript is spliced from 3 exons. Bases 1 to 804 code for a protein of 267 amino acids.